AUGACACUCUCCCAUAUGCCUAAAAUCGCCUUUGCUUCUCCGGAGGAAGUAAAUGCUCUUCUUAAAUGGAAAGAAAGUCUUCAAAUCCCAAAUAACUCCACCAUCUCUUCAUGGCUUCGCCUUCCUAUGAAAUCCAGUGCAUUGUUUCCAUGCACUUCUUGGUUUGGAAUAGUUUGUAAUGCUGACGGGAGCAUUCAGACGUUGAACCUCAGUUCAUCUGGAUUAAAAGGUACACUCCACCAAUUUUCAUUUUCUUUGCUACACAAUCUUACACAUUUUGAUCUCUAUGAGAACAACUUCUUUGGGCCCAUACCACCAGAAAUCCGACUCCUCUCCAAACUUGUAUUUCUUGAUUUUUCAGUGAAUCAGUUUUCUGGCUCAAUUCCUUCAUCAUUGGGACAUUUGACAUCUUUGAAUUUCCUUUAUUUAUCCCGAAAUCAACUCUCUGGUCCCAUUCCUACUGAAAUUGGGAAUUUAAAGUCUCUCACUGAUUUUGCUAUGAGCUACAAUCAACUUAAUAAUUCUAUUCCUUCAUCACUAGCAAACUUGAGCAACUUACAAGGACUGUACCUAGCUGUGAAUAAUUUGUCUGGCCCGGUUCCUAUUGAACUUGGGAAUUUGAAGUCUCUCAUUAAUCUUGAGUUGAGCAGCAAUAAGCUUAGUGGUUCUAUUCCUUCAUCAUUGGGUGAUCUGACAUCUUUGAAUGUCCUUUAUUUGCACCAAAAUCAACUCUCUGGUCCCAUUCCUAUUGAACAUGGAAAUUUGAAGUCUCUCAUUGGUCUUGGGGUGAACCACAAUCAACUUAGUGGUUCUAUUCCGUUAUCACUAGGAAACCUCAGCAACCUACAGACUCUGUACCUCCAUGAGAAUAAAUUAUCCGGUACCAUUCCUAUUGAAAUUGGGAAUUUGGAGUCUCUUUCUGAACUUGCAGCGAGUAACAAUCAACUUAAUGGUUCUAUUCCUUCAUCACUAGGAAACCUGGGAAAGUUAGAAUGGUUGAUCCUCAAUGAUAAUAAAUUUUCUGGUCCCAUUCCUAGAGAACUUGGAAAUUUGAAGUCUCUCACUCAUUUUAAGUUGAACGGCAAUCAGCUUAGUGGUUCUAUUCCUUCAUCAUUCGGUGAUUUGAUAUCUUUAGAUGGCCUUUAUAUGCAAUACAAUCAUCUUACUGGUCCCAUUCCUUUUCAACUUGUGAAUUUGAAAUCUCUCACUGAUCUCAAGUUGAGCAACAAUCAACUUAGUGGUUCCAUUCCUCCAGAGUUUGGAAAUUCAACACAGCUACAAAGGCUUGAUCUGUCUUCGAAUCAAUUGGUUGGUGAGAUCCCAAAGGAGUUUGGUAUUAUACCUCUAGAGUUUGAAUUCUGUCAACUCCUUGAAGUACUCGAUCUCUCUAGAAAUAGAUUGAAUGGGCCGAUACCAAAAAGUAUUGGUCAUUGGGCAUACAUCCACUACUUGAAUCUUAGUAAUAACCAACUUAGUGAGAAAAUUCCAUCUGAGAUUGAUAAAUUAGUUCAACUUACAGAACUUGAUUUAUCUCAGAAUUUGCUCACAGAAGAGAUACCAUCUGAAAUUCAAAGUUUGCAAAGUUUACAAAAAUUGAACGCGUCCUUACAAGGAAAUCCAGGUGUACGUCACUACUAG
Messenger RNA from Lactuca sativa (garden lettuce), 1638 nucleotides. Lineage: Eukaryota; Viridiplantae; Streptophyta; Magnoliopsida; Asterales; Asteraceae. The record is from RefSeq and is a predicted model, not a curated record.